AUAGAAAACAUUAUAAACAUGAGUACAGGUCAAGAAGUUUUGUUCCCAAGUUUGAAAUCCUUGAAGAAUGGCUACUAUAGAUUCUGACGUGACCAUGGUUCCGGCUGGCGAACCCUCCAGCAGCACAGGUCCUUCUUCAUCCAGCAAGAAGCCGAAGCGAUUCGAGAUCAAGAAGUGGAAUGCCGUUUCUCUAUGGGCAUGGGAUAUCGUUGUGGACAAUUGUGCUAUCUGCAGGAACCAUAUCAUGGAUCUCUGUAUUGAGUGUCAGGCCAACCAGGCUAGCGCUACUAGUGAGGAAUGCACUGUAGCUUGGGGAGUUUGUAACCAUGCUUUUCACUUCCAUUGCAUAAGCAGAUGGCUCAAGACCCGUCAAGUAUGUCCGCUAGAUAAUAGCGAGUGGGAGUUUCAGAAAUAUGGUCACUAGAACUUGGAUGCCGCUGAGAUACUUCCAACUGGGGACAUUUGAUUGUAUCAGUUUCUAUAAAAUAUUUGUAGCUCUACGUUAUUGUCGUUGGAGUUUUACUAUCUUUCAAGAGUCCCUUCUAAAUGUUUUAUCAUAUCGUUACUCCCCAGUUCCACGGUUCAUCACAUCAUUCAAACCAACUAAAUCCGGCCGCAUAACCCACGCCAAAAAAAUUCAAUGUUAUGUCACCUAAUGUACUGCCUAUUUUCACGAAUAUGAUGCACACAAAGUUCUUGUUAA
Messenger RNA from Vigna umbellata (rice bean), 703 nucleotides. RefSeq names its product RING-box protein 1a. Gene Ontology annotation, molecular function: zinc ion binding. NCBI's taxonomy places the organism in Eukaryota, Viridiplantae, Streptophyta, Magnoliopsida, Fabales, Fabaceae. The record is from RefSeq and is a predicted model, not a curated record.